This is a messenger RNA of Jatropha curcas, 1605 nucleotides long. The record is from RefSeq and is a predicted model, not a curated record. Lineage: Eukaryota; Viridiplantae; Streptophyta; Magnoliopsida; Malpighiales; Euphorbiaceae.
CCAAAACAACAAUCUUUUGUUAUUUGAUAUUCAAUUCGUGUAAAAAUAAAAAUUUGAAUUUUAAAAUCUCAGUCAAUACUUGAUAUAUGAAUGAGGUACCUUUUAACCUCUUCUAUACCAGCCCUGACACAAAGAAAGCUCACAGGAAACGUAACUUCUUUAAUACCCUAAACGGCUGACCCUUCUCGGACUCUCUUCUAACCUCGCCUGAAUAUUGAAAUUUAAAAGCUUUCUCAAACAAUCUCCUCGACUGGUGCUCUAUUCUCUGCUAGUAACUCGACCUGUUUCCCGAACCCGUCCCGCCUUUUAGACCCUUAAAGGCAACUCCUUUUCUUCCAAGAUGCAUAAAAAAUUGAAAGAAAAGAAAACCCAAAACGAAAAUGGCGACAAACCACCAGAGGACGCAAAUGGGACUUUCUGGACUGUCUGUCCGUACUGUUAUUACUUGUAUGAAUAUGAAGGCCUUUACGAGGAGUGUUGUUUAAGGUGUCAAAACUGUAGGAGGGCCUUUCAGGCUGUGGCUGUGGCUGCGCCUCCGGCGGGUAUGGUGGUGGAAGGGAAGGAACAAUAUUAUUGUGGAAUUGGGUAUUUCCCGUUGAAGUACAAUUUAGAGUGUUUCUUGGGUGACAAGAAAGGGAAAAGUGGUUUGACUGGUGGUCAUGAUUCUUUCUUGGAUGAAAAGAAAGAAAAAAAUGAGGGAUUUAGAUCUAGUUAUGAAAACUUGGUGGUAAUUUCUGAUGAUAGUGAUGAUGAUCUUAGCAAUAAAGAGCAAGGAGAAGACACAAAUGGGGAAAAUGGUGGUUUGGGCUUAGAAAGGUAUGUGGUGAAGAGUGGGGUCCAUGGAAAUGUCAGAGUUGUUGAAGAAGCAAAGUCUGUGAUGGAGGGGAAUGAGGGAACUGAAGUAAAAAAUGAUGGUGAAAAGGUGAUGAGGAAAGUGAAUUCAGUGGCAAGGAACACCAAGAAGCUAAUGGGGAGAGGGAAGAAAAAUAUGAAUCUCGAGUCAGGUGGAAAUCUUAUGAUGCCAGGGGCUGAAGAAACUUGUCAAGAAAGUGAAAAUGGAAAUGAACAUGAUCAAAGCAUAUUAAUUUGCAUUGAGCAGCAAACUUCAUGCCUCAAACAUAAGGAAGCUGAAAGGAAAAGGCGAGUUUGAUCAAUAAUGAGUAUGCUAACCAAGGGAACAAAGCAUCUUUGCUUGCAUAUUUCCUGGUGGGAACAGAAAUGUUGAGUGUAGAUUAACAAGAAGAGGCAAGGCCAAAGGCCUUUAAAGGUCAUGUUCAGCUGUAGAGAUAGUGACAAUUUGUGGUUGGACCUGGAAUGGUUUGUGGGUGCAGAUGCAGUUAGAUACACAUUCCUUUUAGGUUUGACAUUAUCUAGAAUCUGAACUACGCCCUCACCAUAUUUUGAAAUCUAAUAUAUCCCAGCUCUCUUUGUUUGCUUUGCUUGGUAUGACAUUCAUUUCUAUCUUUCAUGCCACGGUUCGAAUGUAAUCAGCUCAUUAUUGGACAAACAAAGCUAAAUAGCUGCGGUUCUUGCAUAAAAGGAAAGGUAUGGGACUUUGAUUCUCACAGAGAACCAAUGUGAGAAAUAGCUAGCUAUAAUUGUAGA